Messenger RNA from Toxotes jaculatrix (banded archerfish), 1842 nucleotides. It is a transcript of the gene cebp1, whose product is annotated as CCAAT/enhancer binding protein (C/EBP) 1. The transcript is spliced from 3 exons. Gene Ontology annotation, biological process: myeloid cell differentiation; regulation of transcription by RNA polymerase II; DNA-templated transcription. The record is from RefSeq and is a predicted model, not a curated record. The coding region runs from base 137 to 739 and encodes 200 amino acids. Lineage: Eukaryota; Metazoa; Chordata; Actinopteri; Toxotidae. Gene Ontology annotation, molecular function: DNA-binding transcription factor activity, RNA polymerase II-specific; RNA polymerase II cis-regulatory region sequence-specific DNA binding.
GAGAGAGGAAGAGAGAGAGAGAGAGAGAGACAGAGGAAGUAUGGAGGGAUCAUCAUCAUCAUUGGAGGAGGAGGAAGAGGAGAACCUGCCUCUGAGUCUCAGAUCAUUUUCAGUCACAGGAACCUGAAGAGGAGUCAUGAUGUCUGAUCCCAGGGUGUCCUCUGUCAUCCAGGAGUGGGCGAACUCGUACCCGGGCCAGGCUCACACCCUGAGCGCUGUUGGCUCUGGCCAGGCCGGAUCCACCGGUCAGCUGGGUCAGAUGGACAUGAUACCGUACAGCCAGUCUCAGGGAAUGAUGAGGGGGGGCGGCGAGGACAGAGCGGCCGAGCAGAUGAUGGGACUGUCGUACCUGCCUUACGCUGCGUCCUGUCUCAGCAACGCCUCGAGCGCGGCGAGCACAAACCACCACCAGAGCCACGCCAACCCUCAGCAGGACUUCUCUCCCUUCCUCCUGCCAACUCUGAGGGCACCCGUCACCAAGAGGAGCAUCAGUAAGGACAGCGCGGAGUACCGGCUGAGACGGGAGAGGAACAACAUCGCCGUGAGGAAGAGCCGGGACAAGGCCCGCAGGAGGAUCCUGCUGACCCAGCAGAGAGCGCUGCAGCUGCAGGAGGAGAACCAGAAGCUGCAGAUGAGGAUCGGACAGCUGACGCAGGAGCUGGACACUCUCAAACACAUCCUGUCCCAGCGACACCUGCAGGGAGCAGAGGAGGGAGCGGCAGGGGAGUCCAGUAUCUGAGCGCGGUCCAGUACUCCCUCCCAUUAACACCAGUUCCAGGCACCACGUCCACUGUUAGUGUGUAACAUUGCUCCAGCUCUCACAGAUGUGAAGAGAGAAAGGACGACGCAGUGGACGGACACACCGAGUCCUGCUAACGUUAGAGCACAUAAACGCUGUUCAGUCCAUUCCUUACACUUUUGCUCUUGUGUUUUGCUUUUGUGAAAACUAAACAGACCCCACCCUAAACAGACCCCACCCUAAACAGACCCCACCCUAAACAGACCCCACCCUCCAGACUCUUCAUACACAGAACUGUUUCUUUUGGAAACUCAGAUACAAAACUUAACCACCAGAAGCCAAAGCUCGACAGGCCGACUCGUCCUCGUUACAGAUGCUGUGAUCAGACUGUUGCUGUUUGUAAAGAAAAAUUUUAAUCACAUUUAAAGACAAUACAGCCGUUAGCAGUUAGCAGUUAGCUGAAGGAAUGAAAUGUAAAUUAGAACUAAUGUGUGAGUCUUAGUUUUGCGGAUGUUUGUGGGUAUUUCUGAACUGUGACCCUGUAAACUGGAACUUUGAGGAAAUGAAUUAAACACCUGAACUUUUUCACCUUGAAUUACUGUCACUGUUCUGCUGUGUAUCCUGCCGGCAGCUGUGUAGAUGCUGUUACUGUAAAUAAACUGUGAACGCAGCGUCCUGAGAUCACACAGGACUGAGGCUCAGCCUGAGCAGCAACAAAUUUAGGUUCUGUGAAAAAUGACUCUGAUUAAAGAGAAAAUGAAAAUAUUGGACCAGCAGGUGCUCACAGUCCUGUCUGUAAAUUCUAAAUGUGGCUCUUGAAGACAUUUGAUUUGAUUUAACAAACAUUGCCUAAUCACCUGCCUGAUGCUUCUUGUCGUCAGAGAUGAUUGUAAGUGUUGUUGGCCAACGCAGUUUCUCAACAGCCUGUGGUCUGAGGAGGAUUCACUGAAAUCGAAGCCUCCUUCUCUGUUUAAUACUCUAAGUGAGUGUGGGAUUUACUUGAAAUGAUUUUGACACAGUUUGUAAAGAUUUCAUCCUUAAUGCUGUUCAGUGUGUUCGAGGAAUUUAUGGUAAAUCAACACUUUGUCAAAGAUUUUCUUAAA